Molecule: messenger RNA, 1035 nt
Organism: Papaver somniferum (opium poppy)
Lineage: Eukaryota; Viridiplantae; Streptophyta; Magnoliopsida; Ranunculales; Papaveraceae
Exons: 2
Coding region: 1-1035 (344 amino acids)
Molecular function (GO): nucleic acid binding; zinc ion binding
Source: RefSeq, a predicted model, not a curated record
AUGCCUCCUCGACGUGAUAACACCAACGGUCCUCAACCAAAUGGAGAAGAAGGAGAUGACAGGAGGGAAUGCAUGGAAGCCACCCUUGAUCGAGUUGUUGGGACAUUGGGAACACUGGUACAGGUUGUUGAGACCCAACUCCAGGGUAGAGUGGACUUAGAAAAGUUCUUAAAGGUGGUUGGAAGAAAAGAAUUUAAGGGAACUGAAGAACCUCUUGAGGCUGAAAGGUGGUUAAUGGGGGAUACAGAAGGAAUAAGACGAGUUCGAAAUGUUGCUGUUUGGGCAGAGUUUGAAACGUUGUUCCUUGACAAGUAUUUCCAUGAGACAGCCAAAGCCCAGAUGUGUGCUGAAUUUGCAACCUUAACUCAGGGAGACAUGACAGUUUCUCAAUUGGACAAGAAGUUCAGUGAAUUUGAACGUUUUGGAGAUAACUUGGUUAAUACGCCGUUACGAAGAGCAAGAAAACUUCAGGAUGCGCUGAAACCUGCCAUCCGUGUUAGGUUAGUACCAUGUCGCCUCACCACUUAUAAUGAUGUUCUUGAUACUUCAUUAGCUAUAGAAGCGGACUGGAACAAAAACCAGAAUGAAAGGGAGCCGAGAGAUCAAAAUAGGAACCAGAAACGUCAGCGUACUGAUGAUACUGAGAGGAACGAGAAGCGUCAGAAUAUUAAUGAUGCUGAGAAAAUUGUUGAACCAAAGGUAUGCUAUCAUUGUAGGAUAGAGGGUCACUUUGCUAGGGAUUGUCCUAAUUUAGGGUUACCAUCUAAACCAUACGCAAACUAUGUGUGCCACCGUUGUGGCAGUAGCGAUCACUUUAUCAAAGAUUGUCCUAUGCCACGAGUUUAUCAACAUCAGAAUGCAUACCAGCAUCGAUACCAGACCGUGCCAAGGCAGAAUGAUCGUGAGAAACAACCAUAUCAACCGAGAAACGAUAUGCGACCAUUUGCGCCUAGACAACAGUCGCAAGGAAAACUGAACCAUUUAGCAACUGAUGAAGUGCAUACAGAGGAUGCGACUGUGCAAGGUAGUUUUUAA